CCCACGUGACCGGGCAGCGCCCACGUGACCGCGCGCGCGGCGGAGCGAUGGCGGUGGGGUUGGGGGGGUUCCUGCUGCUGCUGGGGCUCGCGGCACGCGGGCCGGCGCCCGCCGCUGCCGCCAAGAUGAAAGUGGUGGAGGAGCCCAACGCGUUCGGGCUCAACAACCCGUUCCUGCCCCAGACCAGUCGCCUCCAGCCGAAGAAGGACCCUUCACCCGUGUCUGGGCCCGCGCACCUCUCCAGGCUUUCCGGCAAGUGCUUCAGCCUGCUGGAGUCCACGUACAAGUACGAGUUCUGCCCAUUCCACAACGUGACGCAGCACGAGCAGACCUUCCGCUGGAACGCCUACAGCGGGAUCCUGGGCAUCUGGCACGAGUGGGAAAUCGUCAACAGCACCUUCCGGGCCAUGUGGAUGCGCGACGGUGACUCGUGCCGCACCCGGAGCCGGCAGAGCAAGGUGGAGCUUACCUGUGGAAAAAGCCACCGCCUGGCCCACGUGUCCGAGCCGAGCACUUGUGUCUACGCACUGACGUUUGAGACGCCUCUGGUCUGCCACCCACACUCGUUGUUAGUGUACCCUGCGCUUCCCCCGGCCCUGCAGCAGCGGUGGGACCAGGCGGAGCAGGACCUGGCUGACGAGCUCAUCACAGUACAGGGCUACAGCAAGGUGCUCCGGGCACUUUUUGAGGACGCCGGCUACCUACGGCCUCUAGAAGAAGGAGAGUCAGCGCAGGAAGGAGCGGUCAAGGACCCAGUGUUCCAGACCUUAGAGAGCUGCAGUGAGGCGCACAGAGAGCUGGUGAAGGAGCUGCGGAGACUGCAGAGUGUGCUGACGCAGCACGGCAUCCCCUACGCCAGGCCCGCGGGAACUCCCAGCUCCGAGCACGUGGGCCCCAAGACACCCACAGACGGGACAGCAGAGCAGCUACGAGGUGACCCAGGACUGCGUGGGAACACCUUGUGACCCGAAACAGGCCAAGGGCAGCCCUAGACCCGCGGGGAGGGGGGCAGGAAGGAGCCGCUUCCUCUGGGGCCCGGGAGGGACUCAGGCUCGGCUCAGAGAGGCAGACAGAAUAAAGACUCAAAGUUUUAAUUAA
Messenger RNA from Mustela lutreola (European mink), 1098 nucleotides. It is a transcript of the gene GNPTG, whose product is annotated as N-acetylglucosamine-1-phosphate transferase subunit gamma. The record is from RefSeq and is a predicted model, not a curated record. NCBI's taxonomy places the organism in Eukaryota, Metazoa, Chordata, Mammalia, Carnivora, Mustelidae. Bases 48 to 965 code for a protein of 305 amino acids. Gene Ontology annotation, cellular component: Golgi apparatus. The transcript has 11 exons.